AUGGCUGGGAAGCGAUGGAGUACGACUCUCGAGGUUAUCUGCCUGUUUCAAAUCGUUCUCAUGUGCCUUUUUAUCCGCCUUUUCCCCGCCAUACGUGGCGAAUCAACCGUUUACGAUUUUGACCCGUAUUUCAACCACAGAGCCACAAAGUACCUUGCCAAAGAGGGUUUCACAGAGUUCUGGAAUUGGUAUGAUGACUCGAGCUGGUAUCCGCUUGGCCGUCCAGUGGGUCAAACGCUUUUCCCGGGCCUAAUGACAACUUCCUACGUAUUUUACCGCGUGCUGCGGCUAUUAGGAGUAGUUGUUCGCGUGUCUACCGUUUCCUCGUUUCUCCCACCGGCAUUUUCCUGUUUGAAUGCGCUGAUUGCACACUGCUUCGCCAAGCACGCCAGUGGAUCGCGCAGUGCUGGCUUAUUCGCCGCGUUAUUUGCCGGGAUAUCCCCUGCCUAUGUGAAGACCUCGCUGGUGGGGUCCUACGACAACGAAUGCGUUGCAAUAUUCGCCAUGCUAUCUGGAUUUUACCAGUGGACUCGAGCCAUCAAAAGCGGAUCCAUGUUUUCAGCAUUCUUGACGGCUAUUCCAUCAGCAUAUAUGGCAACGGCUUGGGGAGGCUAUGUUUUUCUGCUCAAUGCGAUCGCCGUCCAUAUGGUCGCGCUCACGGUGCUUGGGUCAGCGACGCCCAGGCACCACGUCGCCUACAUUGUCUUCUAUAUUACUAUGACUGCCCUGUGCAUCAAUGUGCCCUUUCUGAACUUCACCGCUCUCUGGAGCUCAGAGCAUAUGGCAAGCCACGGAGUCUUUCUGUUCGUCGUUGCGCUUGGGGUAUCUCAAUUUGCGUCGAGAUUAAUUCCAGCAACUGCAGUAAAGGAUCUCCGAAAAUGGGUUGCGGGCUUGACUGCGGCGUUGCUGGUCAUUGCCGUGGGUGCACUGGCACUAACGGGCAAAACUGCUUGGUCAUCGAGAUCCCUAACCUUGCUGGAUCCAACCUAUGCAACCAAAUAUGUUCCGAUAAUAGCUUCCGUGUCGGAGCAUCAGCCGACAACGUGGGCGUCUUAUUUCCUCGACCUCCAUAUGAACAUCUUUCUUGCCCCAUUGGGUCUCAUUAUUGCGCUGCAAAGGGGAGGAGGAUCAUUCUUCAUCGGGCUGUAUGGCGUCCUUGCAUGCUACUUUUCUGCUGUCAUGGUCAGAUUGAUGCUGGUCCUCUCUCCGGCUGCUUCCAUGCUUGCCGGGUUCGGAGCGUCUCUUCUUGUGACUCGAAUUCUCGUUCACUCUCGGCCAAUCGGCCGUACCAACAUGCCAAAGCCCGAUGAUUUCCAUGAAGCUUACCACUGGUUUCGUCAAAACACCCACCCCAAAGCAAAAAUUAUGUCUUGGUGGGACUACGGAUAUCAAUUGUCGGAAGUUGGCAAUCGGACAGUUCUUGUGGACAAUAACACAUGGAACAGCACCCACAUUGCAACCGUCGGACUUGCAUUCGCGUCGGAGGAAUCUGAAGCGUACAAUAUUGCCCAGGACUUGGAUGUGGACUAUAUUUUCGUGGUUUUCGGCGGAUUGGCGCGUUUUGCGAGCGAUGACCUCAAUAAACUACUUUGGAUGGUCCGCAUUGCUUCUGGUGUAUUCCCGAGGAUCCAGCAGUCGAACUUUCUGGGUCCUCGAGGGCAGUUCACUGUAGGCAGUGAAGCCCCAAGUAGUCUCAAGAGAAGCCUGAUGUACAAGCUGAGUUAUCACCGUUUCUCUCAAGCUACGAAAGGCUUUGAUUUUGCGAGGAAAGUUCAAAUCGAUAGCACUGCUAUACGACUAAAGCAUUUCGAGGAGGUCUAUACCACCGAAAACUGGGUUGUUCGCAUCUAUAAGGUUCGCAAGAGAGCCGACCGGGAUACAAAGAUGCAUAACGCCAUCGAAAGUGCACUUUAA
Molecule: messenger RNA, 1914 nt
Organism: Cyclospora cayetanensis
Lineage: Eukaryota; Apicomplexa; Conoidasida; Eucoccidiorida; Eimeriidae
Product: dolichyl-diphosphooligosaccharide--protein glycosyltransferase subunit STT3A
Exons: 10
Coding region: 1-1914 (637 amino acids)
Cellular component (GO): membrane
Molecular function (GO): oligosaccharyl transferase activity
Source: RefSeq, a predicted model, not a curated record